UCGUCUCUCACCGUGCCCUAGUUCUUUUCUGAAAAUAUUAUCUGAGGGAUUUGGGUUUCUUUUGGCCGUGAUUUGUUUGAUUUCGCCGGUUAAAUGUCGAGAUUUUACCCUGAUCUGUUCGAUUUUGACUGGAUGGCGUCUUUGCAAACGUGGGUUGAAUUGACGGUGAUAGAAGAUAGAUGUAGAGAAGAGGCGGCUCGCCGAGCUUCAGCCCAAGAAGGUAAACGGCCGAUUCCUCCAUCUACUCCCUGUCCUUUGACGAAUUCCGGUGAAGAGCCGGUGUCCGCUUCAAGUUCCAUUUCUGAUGCUUACCCUGAUUCAUUCUUCUUUUGUGAGGAAAAUUGGGAGCAUCGAAACAUGAGCGAUGCUGUUGAAUCUAUGAUGCGGAUCCUGCUUCCUGCGUUCUUUUUGCUGCCCAUACCCGAUUGAUUGUGCUUCGUGAGCUGCUCCAUUUUGCAACAGCUGCUGAAAUCUUCCCUCUAGCAGGCUUCCCUUCCUUGCUGUCUUCAAGGAGGAAUUGGAUUAUUGCUGCCCUCUCAAAUGUGGAGAGAUCUUUUCUCCUAGCCAUAGUGUAGUUUUUGUGGUUUUUUUGGUUUUGAGUUGUUGUAGCAGCUGCUUAGUUUAGUCUUUGUAAACUGAAUUGGUCUCUAUUUAUAGAGGGGAGAAACCUUGUAAAGUGUGGGAAAUUUAAAAUUCUCAAAUUUUCAAUGAAAAGGCAAAUUGGAAUUGGUUUC
Molecule: messenger RNA, 734 nt
Organism: Salvia miltiorrhiza (redroot sage)
Lineage: Eukaryota; Viridiplantae; Streptophyta; Magnoliopsida; Lamiales; Lamiaceae
Exons: 2
Coding region: 94-429 (111 amino acids)
Source: RefSeq, a predicted model, not a curated record